CAGGUUUUCGUACAUGAGUGGCUGCUGUUGGUUUAACGCUGCUUUGCACUGUACAGCAGUUGAAGGACGACGUUUCAACUUUAUGUGGGAGGAAUUCCUGAAGUAAUGCAGACCUCCUUCCUGAAACAUGCAUUUAGCAUGGAGCCCGAUGUGAAUAUGGUGUCCAACUCGUACAAAAUGGACCACGAGAGACGAGGUCUCGCCGUCAUCAUCAACAACACCCUGGGAGGGAUGGGGAAGGAUGGGGAGAGUAUGGUGGAUUGUCUGACGCAGCUGGGGUUUGAUGUGACAAUGUAUUCACGUCAGACGAUGAAGCAGAUGAAAGAACUGAUGAGAGCAGCCGCAGCGUCCGACCACAGUGGAUGUGACUGCUUCGUCUGUGUCAUACUCGCCGACGGCGGGGACGACAACGUGAAAGCAACCGACGGCACUGUCAAAAUAUCAUCACUGGUGGCACCAUUCAAAGGUCAUAUCUGCAAAUCUCUGGCUGGAAAACCUAAAUUAUUUUUUAUGCAGGGAUGUCGUGGCAGGGACCUUGACCACGGUGUUACUGUUGGUGCUGCCCUGAGCGUAGUUGGGGAUGACGCAGAUGAUGAUGACUACGAUGAAGUUGACGGCAUGCCUAUGACGUACAAAAUCCCAUCAGGUGCCGACUUCCUCCUGGCGUAUUCCACCGUUGCAGGUUACCAGGCUUCACAAAACCCGAUGGCGGGAUCAUAUUACAUUAACGCCCUGUGUAGCGCCCUGAAGAAAUACAGCACGACCAUGGACCUUUUGAGAAUUUUGAUUCUAGUCAACAAAAUGGUGGCUCGGGGAUUCCAAUCCAGUACUGGUCGCCCUAACAACAAGAGUCCUGUGAAGCAGAUGCCAUCGUUUGUCUCCAUGCUGACCAAAGACCUCAUCUUCACUCCAAAGGAGGAAGUAGUUUGGGUUAGACGCAAGAUAGAACCUUCUUAAUAUUGGGACUUAUAAAAGUGAAAAAUACGAAUAUUCAAGCAUGAAGUUUUGCCCCAGUGUCAUUAUAUACUGAGAGUAAAACGUUAGUCACCUGGAUAUCCAAGAUGGCCGCCAAAUUCCAAGAUGGCCUCCAUUUGUCACAGCGAGUGACAAAUUUUGAAACCUCUUGGAUUUCACAUGUCAUCAUUUUCUGAAGACUGUCACUGAAACAAAGACCACCAGAGACUUGUAUGGAUGUGCAUGCCUAACUAUAAUUAACCGUAUUAAUACAAGCGACAAAUCCACUUUUGGAAUUUCACAAAUUCGCUCUUCCAUGCAACACAGAAUUUGAAUGAUACCAAAGGCUGCAAAUCCAGGCAUUUGUGUGACAGGGCCUUGUGCUCAGUCUAUGA
Messenger RNA from Haliotis rubra (blacklip abalone), 1349 nucleotides. RefSeq names its product caspase-7-like. NCBI's taxonomy places the organism in Eukaryota, Metazoa, Mollusca, Gastropoda, Lepetellida, Haliotidae. The record is from RefSeq and is a predicted model, not a curated record. Gene Ontology annotation, cellular component: cytoplasm. Bases 106 to 957 code for a protein of 283 amino acids. The transcript has 5 exons. Gene Ontology annotation, biological process: apoptotic process; proteolysis.